Molecule: messenger RNA, 1023 nt
Organism: Cricetulus griseus (Chinese hamster)
Lineage: Eukaryota; Metazoa; Chordata; Mammalia; Rodentia; Cricetidae
Source: RefSeq, a predicted model, not a curated record
AUGAUUCCUAUUUUAUUCUUGGCCACUCUUUGCUUAGGGGUGGUCUCAGCUGCUCCAACCCAUGAUCCCAGUUUGGAUGCUGAGUGGCAUGAAUGGAAGACACAGCAUGGGAAAACAUACGUCAUGGAUGAAGAAGGGCAGAAGAGAGCAGUGUGGGAGAACAACAGGAAAAUGAUCGAGCUGCAUAAUGAGGACUACACUAAGGGGAAGCAUGGCUUCCACUUGGAGAUGAACGCCUUUGGUGACUUGACCAAUACAGAAUUCAGGCAAUUAAUGACUGGCUUUCAAAGCAUGGGAACCACAGAGAUGAACGUAUUCCAGGAGCCUCGGCUGGGUGAUGUCCCCAAGUCUGUGGAUUGGAGAAAGCAUGGCUAUGUGACUCCUGUGAAAGACCAGGGUAGCUGUGUCUCUUGUUGGGCUUUUAGUGCCGUUGGUUCCCUAGAAGGACAAAUGUUCCGAAAGACAGGGAAACUGGUUCCUCUGAGUGAGCAGAACCUAGUGGACUGCUCCAGGUCUCAGCACAACAAUGGCUGUCACGGUGGCUUGUUUACCAGUGCCUUCCAGUAUAUAAAGGAUAAUGGAGGCUUGGACACCAGUGAGUCCUAUCCUUAUGAAGCACAGGAUGGACCCUGCAGGUAUGAUCCUAAGCACUCUGCUGCUAACAUCACAGGCUUUGUGGUAGUCCCGUCAAACGAGGAAGCCCUUAUGAAGGCUGUGGCCACUGUGGGGCCCAUCUCUAUUGGAAUUAGUGUCCGGCUUCGUUCUCUCCUGUUCUAUAAGAGUGGCUUCUAUUAUGACCCAGAUUGUUAUAAUCAUUACCCAAACCACUCUGUCCUGUUGGUCGGCUAUGGUGAAGAAUCAGAUGGUCAGAAAUACUGGCUGGUCAAAAACAGCUGGGGUGAAGAAUGGGGCAUGGAUGGCUACAUAAAGAUAGCCAAAGACCGGAACAACCACUGUUCAAUUGCUACAAUAGCUGCUUACCCAACUGUGUGAGUUGCUAGACAGCAAAAAGGAUGGAGUGGA